Molecule: messenger RNA, 753 nt
Organism: Opisthocomus hoazin
Lineage: Eukaryota; Metazoa; Chordata; Aves; Opisthocomiformes; Opisthocomidae
Source: RefSeq, a predicted model, not a curated record
AUGGGGGAGACGGGCAGAGAAGAGUAUAAAAUACAGUCGUUCGACACGGAGACUCAGAAGCUGCUGAAAACGGCCCUCAAAGACCCCAGCAACGUGGACCUGGAGAAAGUGGCCAAUAUUAUAGUGGACCAGUCCCUCAAAGACUGCGUGUUCAGCAAGGAGGCAGGGCGCAUCUGCUACACCAUCAUCCAGGUGAACAACAUGCCCAUGAUGGCUCUGGUGAAUCCCGUUUACGACUGCCUGUUCCGGCUGGCGCAGCCCCUGCGCUCUGGCCCCUCAGCCGGCUUUUCUCUUCUGGCGCUUGCCCCGUGCCGUGGCUGCAUCUGGACGAGCAGCCGGCGAGCACAGACAGUUGCAACUUUCCUGCCUCUCUGGGCAACCACAGGAGGGCAGCGAGCCACCUUCAUCUGCAACAUCUUCGACUACCUGAGGGUGAACAACAUGCCCAUGAUGGCUCUGGUGAAUCCCGUUUACGACUGCCUGUUCCGGCUGGCGCAGCCCGACAGCCUGCGGAAGGAGGAAGAGGUGGACUGCCUGGUCCUGCAGCUCCAUCGCAUCGGCGAGCAGCUGGAGAAGAUGAACUCCCCGCGGAUGGAUGAGCUCUUCUCCCUCCUCCGAGAUGGCUUCCUCCUGCAGGAGGGGCUCAGCUCCCUGUCCCAGCUCCUGCUGCUGGAGAUCAUCGAGUUUCGGGCUGCCGACUGGAAGAUGACGGACGCUGCCCAGAAAUACUAUUACAGCGAAGUGACAGAUUGA